Molecule: messenger RNA, 567 nt
Organism: Saccostrea cuccullata (small rock oyster)
Lineage: Eukaryota; Metazoa; Mollusca; Bivalvia; Ostreida; Ostreidae
Product: sterile alpha motif domain-containing protein 15-like
Exons: 4
Molecular function (GO): protein binding
Source: RefSeq, a predicted model, not a curated record
UAAUCCUAAUGUCGACGAUGGAGAGUGCGAUAGAAGAUUUAAAGGACGACAAUGUUCCGCCCUGUUUAUACUGGUCUGUGGAGAAAGUGGCAGAGUGGAUCGAGAAAAUAGGAUUCCCUAAUUACACAUCUUGCAUCACCACAAAUCUUAUUGAUGGAGGAAACGAAUAACCCUGAGAGGCCUCACAACUACCCAAUAUUGGAAUCACAGACUUUCAACAUAUUAAGACCAUUACUAAAGCUGUCCGAGAACUUCUAUUUAUAGAAGAUCCAGACUGGAAAAGAAGCAUAUCCCUUCCUCCCCGUGAAGACCUAGGAAUGUAUCUUGAGAGAAAAAGUCAUAAUGGAAAAAACCUUGAUGGGCUGACAUACAAGUCAUUUUUACUGAAUUUAAAAGACUCAAAAUGGCAACCACCACUGGCCAAUCACUGUUUAAUUCUCCCUCGCUCAUAACACUUCAUGUGAAGAUUCCACGACAAGAACGGAAUGUAUCUGAGGUGUACUCAGCUCUGUAGUUCUACUGAUGUGAUCAAAAAUAUCUACUGCUGAUAAACAUGUAUAUACAAGU